Spathaspora passalidarum NRRL Y-27907 is the source of this 951-nucleotide messenger RNA. RefSeq lists its product as uncharacterized. The coding region runs from base 1 to 951 and encodes 316 amino acids. The record is from RefSeq and is a predicted model, not a curated record. Gene Ontology annotation, molecular function: pseudouridylate synthase activity. Lineage: Eukaryota; Fungi; Ascomycota; Pichiomycetes; Serinales; Debaryomycetaceae. The transcript has a single exon.
AUGCCACUACGAAGAUUACCAAUUCAAAUCUCUCACGAGAUUAAACAGGCACUAACUGAUAAAUUAGUACCAGUGGUUGCUCUAGAAUCAACAAUAAUUACCCAUGGCCUUCCAUUCCCGAAAAAUGUCGAAAUGGCAUUAUCAGUAGAACAGACUCUCCGCCAGAACGGGGCCAUUCCUGCCACAUGUGCAUUUAUAAAUGGAAUCCCUCAUAUUGGGUUAAACCAUGGUCAAUUACAACAAUUGGCCGAAUCUAAAGCAACAAAAGUAUCUCGACGUGAUAUUGGACAUGUCAUGGCUAAUAAAUUGAAUGGAGGAACAACUAUUGCCCUGACAAUGAUACUUUCGCACCUAGCUGGGAUAAAAGUGUUUUCUACCGGCGGAUUAGGUGGUGUACAUCGAGAAGGACAAUUGACAAUGGAUGUUUCUGCAGAUUUGACUGAAUUGGGAAGAACUCCAGUAAGUGUGGUUUGUGCUGGACCCAAAUCUAUUCUUGAUAUUGGAUUAACUAUGGAAUAUUUAGAAACUCAAGGAGUUUACGUGGGGACCUACAAUGAGGAGAACGAGCCGAAUAUUGAAAUUCCUGGCUUCUACUGUCGCAAAUCCGGAGUAUUAUCCCCUUAUUCUUUCAAGAGUUUCACAGAAGCUGCCUCUAUAAUCCACAAUCAGAAUCGAUUGGGAUUAACUUCUGGAAAUGUGUUUUGUAUACCCCCACCAAAAGAAUCUGCUUUAGAUAGUGAAUACAUUGCAGGAAUCAUAGAUCAAGCAAAUGAACUAGCUCAAGUCCAAGGUAUAUCUGGAAAACAAUUAACGCCAUUCUUGUUAUCACAAAUUGCAAUACAAACCCAAGGCAAAUCGGUUGAUUGUAAUUUGAAUCUAGUUUAUAAUAAUGCAAAAGCUGGAGCUGAAAUUGGCAAAGAAUUACUUGCUCUUGAAAAGGUAUGUUUUUGA